AUGGGGUGCCGGGGUGCCCUGCUCUUCUCAUGGCUUCUUUGCAAUGUAGUUUGUGCCAAAGAUGAUUUCGAUGAAGCCCCAAGCUUGGAGCCCAUCGCUCAUCUCGCUCCUAUCGCUCCCCGACGGACACCGCCCCCCGACCUGCGGCCACCGGCGCCGGCGAUGACUUCGGGUGACUCACAUGAAGCCGACCUCAUCGGCGCGCUGGAAGAGCGCGCGCGGGCACGACAGAGGAGGAGUGGAAGCUUGAUGUCACGCUUCAUGCAUGAGUUUGCCAAGAACAUGAAGUAUGCCGUUCUCCAAGACAGCAAGGGUGAUAUGCCCGAAGAGGAGCGCCUUUGUCAACUUCGAGCCAUCGAAGAAGAACGCCACAGUGCCGCGAGAAACCGAUGGAGCUUGCUGCAAGUGCCACGAGUGGGACCCCAAACGGAGGAGAUGAUGUCAGCUGCAGAGGUGACUGAUGAGCCACUUGAUGAGCAGCUCCGUGCAGAUCGGAGCUUCGCCCCCAUGCAAAGCCUUUGGAUGAGCGUUGUCAUCCUGGCCAUGAAGGGCAUUAGCCUGAUGAAGCAACAGCCGCUUGGUCCUGCGGUCCACGGUCUUCAGUUGGAAGAGUGGCAAGCCCUGUUGAAGGACUUCAAGGCCUUGGUGUCCAAAGAGGAGAAGAUGCUAUGCCGCCCCAUGGCUGCCCGCUUGUCUGGCGAAGAGGUGUCCUGA
This is a messenger RNA of Durusdinium trenchii, 714 nucleotides long. Lineage: Eukaryota; Dinophyceae; Suessiales; Symbiodiniaceae. The record is from the annotation of a GenBank genome assembly.